AACGCAGGCGCGACAAAGGAGCUUGAGAUCGACACAGAGAAGGAUCGGGAUGGCCGAGCGAUUCGCGAGAAGGUCCUGAAGACCGCGGCGGAGAGGGCGGAUGGGUUUGAGGAUGACAAGAAAUACAGGGGUUUGAACAGCUACGUGGACUACCGGGCGGGUUUCCGCAAAGAGCACUCAAUCGCGAGCGAGAAGGGUUCCGGCGCGCACGGCCCGAUGCGAGCGUCGUCAAACGUGAGGAUGACUUUCAUCAUGGAUUACAAGCCCGACAUCUGUAAAGACUAUAAGGAGACGGGUUACUGCGGUUUCGGCGACUCCUGUAAAUUCCUGCACGAUCGCGGUGACUACAAGCAAGGCUGGCAGCUGGACAAGGAAUGGGAGGAGAAGGAGAAGCAGCGCAAAGCAGCUCUGGCUAAGCUCGAGCAGAUGGAGAGGAACAUGGGCGAAGACGGCGUGUGCGUGCCCCUCGAGGAUGAUGAGGAUGAUGAGGAGGACGGUAUCCCACCCGCGUGCCCCAUCUGCGAGAAAACCUGGGACGCCAUCAGAGACCCGGUGGUGACCAAAUGCAAGCAUUACUUCUGCGAGCACUGCGCUCUGCGACACAACGCGAAGGAGAAGGCUUGUUUUGUGUGCCAUCGGCCAACCGGGGGCACAUUCAACACGGCGAAGGAGAUCGUUAAGCGCGUUAAGGAGAUGA
Messenger RNA from Micromonas commoda, 697 nucleotides. RefSeq lists its product with no specific name. The annotation marks the transcript as partial. Gene Ontology annotation, molecular function: metal ion binding. The record is from RefSeq and is a predicted model, not a curated record. NCBI's taxonomy places the organism in Eukaryota, Viridiplantae, Chlorophyta, Mamiellophyceae, Mamiellales, Mamiellaceae. The transcript has a single exon. Gene Ontology annotation, biological process: snoRNA splicing. Gene Ontology annotation, cellular component: U2-type spliceosomal complex.